AUGUCCCCACCUUCCCUGAAGCGGAUCAAGCGCUCAGACCGCCGCGGGGCUGAGUCGGUGACAGAGGAGAAGUUCACCAUCCUCUUUGAGUCACAGUUCAGUGUUGGUGGCAACGAGCUGGUCUUCCAGGUGAAGACGCUGUCCCUGCCUGUGGUGGUGAUUGUACAAGGGAGCCAGGACAACAACGCCACGGCCACCGUGCUCUGGGACAACGCCUUUGCCGAGCCUGGCCGCGUGCCCUUCGCCGUGCCCGACAAGGUGCAGUGGCCGCAGCUCUGUGAGGCGCUCAACAUGAUUUUCAAGGCAGAGGUGCAGAGCAGCCGUGGGCUGACCAAGGAGAACUUGGUGUUCCUGGCGCAGAAGCUCUUCAACAGCACCAGCUCCCACCUGGAGGACUACAGCAGCACCACGGUGUCCUGGUCCCAGUUCAAUCGGGAAAACCUGCCCGGGAGGAAUUACACCUUCUGGCAGUGGUUUGACGGGGUCAUGGAGGUGCUGAAGAAGCAUCUGAAGCCGCACUGGAACGACGGGGCCAUCCUGGGCUUCGUCAACAAGCAGCAGGCACACGACCUGCUCAUCAACAAGCCUGCCGAGAGGAUGUUCUGGAACCUGAUGCCUUUCACCACCAGGGACUUCUCCAUCCGCUCCCUGGCUGACCGCCUCGGGGACCUCAGUUACCUCAUCUACGUGUUCCCCGACCGGCCCAAGGAUGAGGUUUUCUCCAAGUACUACACGCCGGUUCUCUCUAAAGCUGUGGAUGGAUACGUGAAGCCACAGAUCAAGCAAGUGGUGCCAGAGUAAGUCUGACCCU
Molecule: messenger RNA, 811 nt
Organism: Pygoscelis adeliae (Adelie penguin)
Lineage: Eukaryota; Metazoa; Chordata; Aves; Sphenisciformes; Spheniscidae
Product: signal transducer and activator of transcription 5B-like
Exons: 8
Coding region: 1-801 (266 amino acids)
Biological process (GO): response to peptide hormone; regulation of transcription by RNA polymerase II; defense response
Molecular function (GO): DNA-binding transcription factor activity, RNA polymerase II-specific; RNA polymerase II cis-regulatory region sequence-specific DNA binding
Source: RefSeq, a predicted model, not a curated record